AUGCUGUUUGUUACUGUUGUCAAGGCCAGUGCCGCCGCCAACAACGACAGCGGCGCGGGAAGCGGCGGCAACUGUGGCGACUCAACAGUCAACUGCAGGACUCCAGACCAAGUUGCUCCAGGUGCUGCUGGUCGAACCCGCGGUUCCACGACUGUCACGGCGGCAGAACGGAAGAGCGCCAUCGAUCUCCUGCAAGCUGCCACCAAAGAGACAAAGAAGAACAAUAUGAGGGGUGCGUCGAAACCCAGCAUCAAGAGCGGGAGGUGUUUAGCGAAAGCAACCGAUGGGAGGGAUGCAGUGAAGGCGAAAACCCUUCAGUGCUGGGCCGCCAAAGGCAAGCAGAACGUCCGACAGCUGCUGAAACUUCUGUUCGGGUCUGCUGGUACGGUGGUCAACGCUCGACCGGAUCACGCCCGCCUGCUCAAGUUCCACGCUCAGGGUAUCUCCAGCAAGGAAGCCAGAAAGGAAUCAGUCCGGGGUACGACGGCGGCGGCGGCGGCGGCGCUGUCGGAGGAGACACCUUCUUCAUCGUCGAAGGAGGACAUGUUCACCAUCGUCGAGGCCGCGGACGAGAGGUGGUCCAGCUCGGACGAUGACGAAGAAGAGGCGCCCCUGACUAGGAAGAGGUCGGACUCGAGCACGGAACGAAUCCAAGGAGACGGGGAGAACGGUAUCUCCACACCAGCCCCGUCGGCGUGCACCGAUGCCAUGGACGGCCCAACGAAAGCACAGCAAGUCCCUAGGCAGGCCAGCCUGGUGCUCGACGAGGUGACCAACACACCCGGACCCGCCGAGAUGACCGCAGAGGGGGCUGUUGGGAUGUAA
Ectocarpus siliculosus is the source of this 825-nucleotide messenger RNA. The record is from the annotation of a GenBank genome assembly. NCBI's taxonomy places the organism in Eukaryota, Phaeophyceae, Ectocarpales, Ectocarpaceae.